Molecule: messenger RNA, 653 nt
Organism: Aspergillus vadensis CBS 113365
Lineage: Eukaryota; Fungi; Ascomycota; Eurotiomycetes; Eurotiales; Aspergillaceae
Exons: 2
Coding region: 182-538 (118 amino acids)
Source: RefSeq, a predicted model, not a curated record
CGUCCUCCGUCUCAUCAUCAUCAUCACGAUCGCAGCAAAGUUUCAACCUUGUGGUGGCUCCACCGACGUUGCAGUUUACCCCAUUUAGAAACCCAUACGAUCUCUUCAUGAUGAUCAUUCAUGCCCAAUAUCGAACCUGCCUUUUCGUAUCGGUUGAUGCGGCCAAGAAGAGGCCGAGCAUAUGAUGCGUACAUCACUCAAGCAACCUUGCCCAACAUCCUCAUUACCUCGGGGUUGCCUAACCCUGAUUGUUGUGCUUUUGAUUUUCAGAUCCCGCACUGUGCGAUGGUCCCGUAUGGAAGCACUGUCAGUGGAAUUCUGGUCCAUCGGUGGCAAAACUGUCACAGAUUUCUCUCUUGCCCUGUACAGUAAUGAUGUGAUAUUAUUCAGCACCCAAACCACACUUCUCGGGUGCUCAUUCAUAGUGCAAAGCACAAUGAAUUUGCUGAUAGUGGCUCGACACGAUCUUGUCCCAAAUUCUGGUACUACUGGAGUGGUAUUGAUAGUUUAUCCAUCGUCUAGUUUGCUGGGGCUUUGAAACCAGGCAGAUGUAUAUCUUUGAAACGAUUUGUGGAGAUGAUGGAGCACUUCGAAAUUUCACCUCGAACCCACAAGUUCGAUCGUGUCCGAUGCGGGAUUUAUCAAAACUCUCA